Hyla sarda is the source of this 2272-nucleotide messenger RNA. It is a transcript of the gene TRAPPC4, whose product is annotated as trafficking protein particle complex subunit 4. NCBI's taxonomy places the organism in Eukaryota, Metazoa, Chordata, Amphibia, Anura, Hylidae. Gene Ontology annotation, biological process: endoplasmic reticulum to Golgi vesicle-mediated transport. Gene Ontology annotation, cellular component: TRAPP complex. The transcript is spliced from 5 exons. The record is from RefSeq and is a predicted model, not a curated record. Bases 141 to 800 code for a protein of 219 amino acids.
UGGGCAACUAUAGUUUCGCUGUAACUUGGUUGGUGUUUUUAUAACUUGCUCAGUUUAGACUACAUUUCCCGUGAGCCUUUGGACCCGGAAGUGACGUUUUAGUAGCCAUCAGGUCAGAUGACAGCGGAGACUACGGAAACAUGGCGAUCUUCAGUGUUUAUGUGGUGAAUAAGGCUGGCGGGCUGAUCUACCAGCUGGACUACCAGAGCCCGCGGGCCGAGACUGAGAAGACGUUCAGCUUCCCCCUGGACCUGGUCCUCAAAGUGCACGACGACCGGAUCCAGGUGUCUUUUGGGCAGCGGGACGGCAUUCGAGUGGGACAUGCUGUACUCUCCAUUAAUGGAAUAGAUGUGAAUGGCAGAUAUACAGCGGAAGGGAAGGAAGUUCUGGAAUAUCUGGGAAACCCCUCUAAUUAUCCUCUCUCCAUCCGCUUUGGACGUCCCCGACUUUCAUCCAAUGAGAAGCUUAUGUUGGCCUCCAUGUUCCACUCGUUAUUCGCAAUUGGAUCCCAACUCUCUCCAGAGCCUGGAAGUUCUGGUAUUGAAAUGCUAGAAACGGACACCUUCAAGCUGCAUUGCUUCCAGACACUGACUGGUAUAAAGUUUAUGGUGUUGUCUGACCCACGACAAGCUGGCAUAGACUCAUUGCUCCGCAAGAUAUAUGAACUGUAUUCUGACUACGCUCUCAAAAACCCAUUUUACUCCUUAGAGAUGCCAAUCAGGUGUGAACUCUUUGACCAGAAUUUGAAGUCUGCUUUGGAAGUAGCAGAAAAAGCCGGAACAUUUGGACCUAGUUCUUAGCUCUCAGCACCAAUGCAUCCUUACAAAAAGCAGAUGCAAAGAUCAUUCUUUGUGGGACCCUUUUUUACAGCACAUAUGUGGUCCCUCCUUCAAGAAUAAUUUCUUGCACUGCUAUUACUUGUAUAUAGUGUAAAAAUGGUAACUUAAAACUGUUUCAUAUUAAGCAAAUGUGAGGGGGGGAACUCUACUGUGUUAAAAGGGGUACUCCGCCCCUAGACAUCUUAUCCAAAGGAUAGGUAAGAUGUCUGAUUGCAGGGGUCCCGCCACUGGGGGCCCCCGGGAUCUCGGCUGCAGCACAGAGCAAACUCGCUCUGUGCGUAAUGACAGGCGAUACAGGGGUCGGAGCAUCGUGACGUCACGGCCCACCCAUUAAAUACAAGUCUAUGGGAGGGGGCCUGGUAGCCGUCACGCCCCCUCCCAUAGACUUGCAUUAAGGAGGCGGGCUGUGAUGUCAUGUGGGGGCGGAGCCGUGAUGUCACACGAUGCUCUGGCCCCUGUAUUGUCCGUCAUUACGCACAGAGCGAGUUUGCUCUGUGCAGUCAUGACAGCCAGGUGCUGCAGUCUAGAUCCCGGGGGUCCAACUGCGGGAGCCCCGUGAUCAGACAUCUUCUCCCCUAUCCUUUGGAUAAGAUGUCUAGGGGUGGAGUACCCCUUUAAAGGAAAUCUGAACUAUUAGCAAUUUAAGAUGUCUAAGUAGUGCACAAUCUGUAGGUGAAAUUGCACUAUUCUGAUCCCUGUAAGUGUCUCUCGAGGUUCCUUUUGCCACUUAGAAAAACCUCAGACUUUGGUUUUCUUGACCAUGUAAACAAUCUGGCCACCUAAGCUGCCAUUUUAUUUGCUGUGAUAUGGGUGCAGUUUGCUGCUGCAACAUGUAGCCUUUCCUGCUGUCUAAAAGAUACUUAAAAUUCCUUACAAACUGUAUUGUGUACACUUGAUUUCAAUUAUUGGCUGUACUUAAAGGGGUACUCCAGCCCUAAGACAUCUUAUCCCCUAUCCAAAGGAUAGUGGAUAAGAUGUCUGAUCGCAGGGGUCCCGCACAAUCUCUCAUGCAGCACCCACCUGUCUCAGCUGCACGCAGCGCUGGAGGCUCCGUGUCCGAAACCUUACGAACAAGGGGCCGGAGUAUCCUGAUGUCACGACUCCGCCCCCUUGUCACGCCCCGCCCCCUAAAUGCAAGUCUAUGGGAGGGGGCGUGACGGCCAUAGACUUGCAUUGAGGGGGCAGGGUGUGACAUCACAAGGGGGUGGAGUCGUGACUUCUUUAUACUCCGGCCACGUGGUCGUAAGGCUUCAGACAUGGAGCGAUCAUCGCUUUGUGCAGCUGAGACAGGUGGGUGCUGCAUGAGAUUGUGGGGAUCAGACAUCGAUGAGAUGUCUUAGGGCCAGAGUACCCCUUUAAAAUACUAAUAAUAAUAAUAAUAAUGUCAUUAUGCCAUAAAACAAACAAACAAUAAAAUGCUAAUGUUGAUUAGU